Molecule: messenger RNA, 949 nt
Organism: Nanorana parkeri
Lineage: Eukaryota; Metazoa; Chordata; Amphibia; Anura; Dicroglossidae
Gene: RAB19
Product: RAB19, member RAS oncogene family
Exons: 4
Coding region: 231-926 (231 amino acids)
Cellular component (GO): trans-Golgi network
Molecular function (GO): GTP binding; GTPase activity
Source: RefSeq, a predicted model, not a curated record
UAGAAUGCACCGGGGGAGGAGGCGGAGAGGAGAGGCUGGCGUACCUGUUCAUCCAGGUGACACACAGUCGCAGGAAGGUGUGUGACAGGUGAGCAGAUCCCUGCAGGCAAGGCGAGAGGGAAGACAUCAGAUAAACUGGGAGGACUCGGGAACAGUUUUCAUCUGUUCGGGGACCUGAUACACCUGUUGUCAAUUCAUCGUAGAGGGAUCUGGAUCAUGCCCCACCUCUCAUGACCUCUAUGGAAGCUCCUGUGGAUCCGGGGUCCUCAGAAUUGCAGACCAUGUCUGGAACUGGCCCACCAGAGGAUGACCCCUUUGAUUUCCUCUUCAAAAUAAUCUUGAUAGGUGACUCAAAUGUGGGAAAGACCUGCGUAGUGCAACGCUUUCAGUCUGGCGUCUUCAGCGACAAACACCAAAACACGAUCGGGGUGGACUUCACAGUGCGCUCACUGAAUAUCGAAGGCAAAAAAGUCAAGGUUCAAGUCUGGGACACGGCUGGGCAAGAGAGGUUCCGUACAAUCACCCAAAGUUAUUAUCGAAGUGCUCAUGGGGCCAUCAUCGCCUAUGACAUCACUCGCCGGCAGACCUUUGACUCCGUCCCUCACUGGAUCCAUGAAGUGGAGAGAUAUGGAGCAGCCAAUCUGAUGGUGAUGCUUAUUGGCAAUAAGACAGACCUGGUGGAGAAUCGGCAAAUCCUGUUUGAGGAAGCCUGCACAUUGGCAGAGAAGUUCAGCAUGCUUGCAGUCUUGGAAACUUCAGCUAAAGAAGCUUGGAACAUUGAUGAGGUUUUCCUCCUGAUGGCAAAAGAACUGAUUGCCCGGAACACCCUGCACUUUCACAAAGAUGGGCCACGGAACAGCUUUGUGCUGGACUCAAGGCCUGUUCUGGCAGCCAAGGAGCAAGAAAAAAACUGCCUAUGUGGAUAAUUAUGGGCUACCAGAACAGUGGA